UUUUUUUUUGGAGCCAUGGACAACAGUCGAGAUGCGCCAGGGAAAGCCAGCCGGUGGUUUGGAGUCACGACACCCAAGUCAGUGAAGGCCAACGUGAACAUCCUCCAUCAGGAGAAGCUGAUUGCCCAGAAGAAGCGCGAGAUUGAGGCCAAGAUGGCCAAACGUGGCCAACUGGCCAGUCAGCAGUCAGCGCAGAAUAGCGAGUGCGUCCAGACGGUGAAACCCUGUUGCCGCUUUUCCGAUGUAACCAAUAUUGGUGCUUCCUCGAGCUCCACUGAAGCCUCCACAACAAACUCGCCGGCUUCUGGCCCUGUGAAAAAGCCCACCCUGUCCGGGAAACGCCCCAACUUGAGCGUCAGUAGCAUGCUGAGCCAAGUGAAGAACUACACCCAUUCCAAGCAGACCCCCGUGACCAACCGCCCGAGCGUCUUCCAGUCGCCGGACGAGGAGGACGAGGACGACUACGAGCAGUGGCUGGAGAUCAAAAUUUUACCCCCAGAGGACAUGAAGACCCGCCGCGUGGUGGAGAAGCUGGCCAGGGUGGUGGCCGAAGGGGGACCCGAUCUGGAGAAGGUUGCGCUGGAAGACUGCAAGGAUAACCCGGCGUUUGCGUUUUUGCACGAUAAGAACAGCAGGGAGUUUCUGUACUACCGCAAGAAACUUGCCGAGAUAUGGAAGAAGGGCCAAGACGUGGAGGGGACCACGACACGAAAAGUUUCACCCCCAGAGGACGAAGACACCAAGGACUGCGCCGAGAAGCUGGCCAAGUUCGUGGCGGAUGGGGGCCCCGUAGUGGAAAUGGUGGCCUUGAAGAACCACCGAGAGAACCAGUCCUUCAGGUUUUUGUACGAGCCCAACAGCCCCGGCUACAAGUAUUACCGUCAGAAGCUGGAGGAGUUCCGGAAGGCCAAGGAGGAUGCCGAGGGCGUGCCUCUGGUGCCAGAGCCCAGCCUGAAGCGCAGAGCCCCCCCCGAGGGGGGGCCGUGUUCCUCUGUGGCACCAGCAGUCUCGUUGCCCAAGCCAGCAGUGGCGGCUGCGGCGGCGGCCGCGUCGAAGAAGAAGCGGAAAAGCCGGUGGGGCCCCGAGGAGGAGAAGGUGGACCUGCCCCCGCCAGAGCUGGCGCAAUCAGAAGACCCGUCGCCCACCCCGUUAUCAGUCCAGGACCUCAAGGGGCUCGGCUACGAGAAGGGGAAGCCGGUCGGCCUGGUGGGCGUAACAGAGCUCUCCGAUGCACAGAAGAAACAGCUGAAGGAGCAGCAGGAGAUGCAACAGAUGUACGACAUGAUCAUGAAGCACAAGCGGGCCAUGCAGGAGAUGCAGAUCAUGUGGGAGAAGACCGUCAAAGAGCACCAGCACGACUACGACAGCGACGAGGAGGUGGACUCAGAGCUUGGCACGUGGGAGCACCAGUUGCGGCGAAUGGAGAUGGACAAGACACGUGAGUGGGCCGAGCAGCUGACUCAGAUGGGCCGAGGGAAGCACUUCAUCGGAGACUUCCUGCCGCCAGAUGAGCUGGAGAAGUUCAUGGAGACCUUCAAAGCGCUGAAGGAAGGACGUGAGCCCGACUACUCGGAAUACAAGGAGUUCAAGCUGACGGUGGAGAACAUCGGCUACCAGAUGCUGAUGAAAAUGGGCUGGAAGGAAGGAGACGGUCUGGGGUCCGAAGGCCAAGGCAUCAAGAACCCCGUCAACAAGGGAGUGACGGCGGUGGACGGGGCUGGCUUCGGUAUCGAUCGCCCCGCUGACCUGUCCAAAGAGGAUGAUGAGUAUGAAGCAUUCCGCAAGAGGAUGAUGCUGGCCUACAGGUUCCGGCCCAACCCCCUGAACAACCCCAGACGUCCUUACUAUUGACUCGGCGCUGCCCGUCCUCUUCCUCCUCCUCCUCCAAGCGGUGGUUUGUUUGUACUGUGAGAUGUUAACAAAAGUUGAUAUUCUCCUCCUCCUCCCCCCACACCCCUUUUCUUUCCUGUUGGAAAACGUUCUGUUGUAAUAUUAUUCCCCGAGCCCCGUCUUGCCUCCCAGCCAAGAGUGUCUGGCUUGUUUUUAGCGGGGAAGGGGGAGGUUGCAGGGUUUCUUUAACGGAUCCCGAGGUCGAGAAGGGGGCGCAGCCCAAACCCUCAGCCUGGAUGCAGUGAAAUCCAGAGAAAGAGGAAAGGGACUUGUGCCCAGCCCCCAAACGGUUCCAGGUCCUGAGCGGGGAUGUUCCGGUGGGCCGAGCAGAAGACGUUCUUCGGCCUUGACGGGCAGGUGUCCCCCUGCGGAUCCCAGGAGCCUGUGCAUUAAUGGGGGGGGAGGGUCUUGUCGCUCUGCCCUGUGCCCACCAGCAAAGGUGCCCCAGCGCGACACAGGACUCGGGGUGGUGGGGAGAUCUUGAGCGGGGAAGAGGCCGUGGGAGCCUCGCUCUCUCCCCCCACAAAUGCUUGAACGUCAGGUCCCUCCCUCCCUUUCAGUCCUAAAAAUCCCACAGGGCCAGGUGGCAGGGAGACAGCACCAGAGUCUCCCAGGCUCCUUUGAGGUGCUGAGUUUUCUUUAGUGAGGAAAGAGAUCCUUUGGGGGGGAUGGGGAAGUGCCAAGGGGUUGUCGACCCGACCGCGUCCCGCAUCGGAGGAGGCCGGUUUCCCGUUCUGGAAAGAAGAGAAAGAAAGUUCAGUCCGGCAAUCGGAAACAAACACCAAGGAUCCCUUCGCUGAGUCCUGGCGUCUGUCCUGUUUCGCCCCAAGGUGUCGGGUUCAGUGCAAGGGUGCUUCCCUUCCCAAGCGCCACCAGAGACCCCUGAAACUUCCUCUCCCCCACCCCACCUCUCUCAGCAGCGAGACCCCGGUCUUUUGGUUUGUAUCUUGCCCCCCCCUUCUCUCCCCCAGAGUACAACGCAAAUUGUGCCACUUUUAGUAUUUUUAUUUUCAGAUCAGUUGUUUUUCUUUGUUUAAUCUUGCAGAGCUGUAGAGUUGACACUUUUUGGCUU
Molecule: messenger RNA, 2962 nt
Organism: Gekko japonicus
Lineage: Eukaryota; Metazoa; Chordata; Lepidosauria; Squamata; Gekkonidae
Gene: SUGP1
Product: SURP and G-patch domain containing 1
Exons: 13
Coding region: 16-1851 (611 amino acids)
Biological process (GO): RNA processing
Cellular component (GO): nucleoplasm
Molecular function (GO): RNA binding
Source: RefSeq, a predicted model, not a curated record